CUCACGCGUCCGCGCCAAGGUUGCCGACUAGAAGUUCCCCAAUUACUCGACGCCCGCAAACGCACGACACAAUGUGUGCUUGACUGUUCCACGAUACUCACGACGUGCACAAAACCUGACAGAUAUGUUGCACGCUACCAAUGGCUCGGCAAACGGCGCCACAAGCGGUGUGGCUACAAGGGGUGCGAACGGCGCGCAAGUCCCAAUCGGCGUGAAGAGCAAGGCAAAUGGAGAUGCGAAGACGGAUUACACAAGAUGGAGGCUGAGAGAUGAUAGAGGGUGUCAGACAUGGCAUUACCUACAGACUGAGGAGGAGGUGAAGGCCUGGCCACAGAGCGCAGCGGACAGGUACUUCCUAGGCAUGGAGACUGGCCUCCCAGAACUCCCCAACGCAAAGACACCGCUCGAAGCCGCCGAAAACGGCCUCUCUUUCUUCUCGAAGCUACAAUUACCGCCCGGCAACUGGGCCUGCGAGUAUGGCGGCCCUAUGUUUCUCCUCCCCGGACUGGUCAUCACAUGGUAUGUCACCGAGACACCGAUCCCUGCUGAACGCGCAAUCGAGAUUAAGAACUACCUAUUCGCACGAGCACACCCGGAAGAUGGCGGCUGGGGGCUACACAUUGAGGGCGAGAGCAGCGUCUUUGGCACAUCAAUGAACUAUACAGUGCUGCGAUUGCUUGGCGUGGACGCAGAAGAUCCCAGGAUGCAGAAGGCGCGUAGUACAUUGUGGAAGCUUGGUGGAGCCACACAGGGCCCGCACUGGGCGAAGUUCUGGCUGAGCGUGCUGGGAGUCAUGGAUUGGGAAAUCGUCAAUCCUGUUCCGCCAGAGCUGUGGCUGCUACCGGACUGGGUGCCUAUUUCACCAUGGCGCUGGUGGAUCCAUAUGCGCCAGGUCUUCCUGCCCAUGUCGUUUGUCUACUCCAGGAGGUGGUCGUAUCCUCUGAACGAUCUGACGCAACAACUUCGCUUGGAGCUUCUAACGAAACCAUACGAGACUAUCAACUUCGCCGCGCAUCGUAAUGACAUCUCGCCCAUGGAUGACUACCACCCUAAGACCUGGAUUUUGAAGAUAAUCUUCUGGCUCGUGGUUGUCAUCUGGAACCCAUACCUGAGGGCUGCGUGGUUGGUCGAGCGUGCUGAAAAGCACGUCUGGUGGUUGAUACAAGCAGAGGACAAGAAUACGGACUUCUCGAAUCUUGGGCCUGUCAACGGGCCCAUGAACGCCCUUGCUUGCUACGUCAAAGAAGGUCCUGAUAGUCACGGGUUCCAAGAGCACUUGAAGACUCUGCCCGAAUUUCUCUGGAUCAAGGACGAAGGCAUGCUCAUGAACGGCACGAACGGUGUACAGACCUGGGACACAGCAUUUACUGUUCUCGCAGCUGACUCUUGCGACUUUGUGCAACAGAAGAAGUAUCAACCGAUGUUUACCAAAGCUCUGGAGUUUCUCGAGGACCAGCAGAUGUUGGAAGAAGUCGACGACCAAGCGCUAUGCUAUCGCCAACAGCGCAAGGGUGCGUGGGGGUUCAGCACACGCAAACAAGGCUACACUGUCAGCGACUGCACGUCUGAAGGCCUCAAAGCCGUACUUAUCCUGCAGAAUGACCACCACUACCCAACCUUAAUUGAAGAGCGCAGACUCAAAGAUGCGAUUGAUGUCCUAUUGACAAUGCAAAACGCUUCCGGUGGUUGCGCCUCCUACGAACCGACUCGCGGCUCCAAAUUGCUUGAGCAUCUCAACGCCGCAGAAGUUUUCGGCAGCAUCAUGGUCGAGUACGACUACGUCGAGUGCACAACAGCUACCGUCACCGCUCUCCAGAUGUUCCAGAAACACUACCCAUCCUACCGCCGCGAUGAGAUCAUCGCAUUCCGCGAUCGCGCCGUCGACUAUAUCCGCUCCGCACAACGGCCAGACGGGUCAUGGUACGGCGCGUGGGGCAUAUGCUUCACCUAUGCGGCCAUGUUCGCCAUGGAAUCUCUCAAAAGCGUAGGUGAAACAUAUGAGAACUCUGAGCGCGUGCGCAAGGCAUGCAAGUUCUUCCUGGACCGCCAGAUGGAAGACGGCGGCUGGGGCGAGACAUACAAGUCCUGUGAGACGGGCAAGUACUGUCAGCAUGAGCAGAGCCAGGUCGUGCAGACUGCUUGGGUCGUGAUUGCGAUGCUCGAGGGAGAAUUUCCGGAUAAGGAGCCACUUAGGAGGGCGCUGAAGAUGAUCAUGGGUAGGCAGCAGAAGAAUGGAGAGUGGAAACAGGAGGCGAUUGAAGGGGUGUUUAAUAAGUCUUGCAUGAUCUCCUACCCGAACUACAAGUUCAUCUUCCCUAUCAAGGCGCUAGGCAUGUAUGCCAAGCGCUUUGGAAACGAGCCCUUAUAGAAAGUUGGCAUGAUGGAAGAAGGACAAACUUUACGAUAAUACUAAUGCGCAUUAUGCGACUUUCGACCCUGUCGAUCCUAUGUCUUCCAUUUCAGCGCACGCAACACCUCCACACAUCUUACCGUG
Messenger RNA from Didymella exigua CBS 183.55, 2494 nucleotides. Its product is annotated as lanosterol synthase. The record is from RefSeq and is a predicted model, not a curated record. Gene Ontology annotation, molecular function: lanosterol synthase activity. The transcript has 3 exons. Gene Ontology annotation, biological process: triterpenoid biosynthetic process; ergosterol biosynthetic process. NCBI's taxonomy places the organism in Eukaryota, Fungi, Ascomycota, Dothideomycetes, Pleosporales, Didymellaceae. The coding region runs from base 125 to 2368 and encodes 747 amino acids. Gene Ontology annotation, cellular component: lipid droplet.